AUGUCUGGGGCUGCUCAACCAGCAGCAACCUCACCACUGGCCAGCAACCCGGCACCAGUAGCACCUGUGGCACCUCCUGCUGCGGCCGCCGCUCCCCCUCCAGCCAAUGUACAGGGUGGAAGUGGUGGGAACCAGAACCCUCCGCCUCCCGCGGCCCGCGCUCCCGCUCCAGGAGACUCAGACAGUUCUGACAGUUCAGACUCGGAACCAGAAGGUGGUGAUAGAAGAGGCUGGCGGAGAUAUCUUAAGAAGAAGUUGAAGAAGCAACAGAAGGAUCUGUUUGCUAUGAUGUCCCAGCAGUACCAACCUCCGGCCACCCCUCACCCUUCUACUUCUACCAGGGCCCGAGAGCCAAAGGCACCACCCCCCUCCAAGUUCCAAGGCAAAGCGGAGCAAGUGGAGACCUUCAUCCGGCAAUGCGAGAAUGUGUUCUCCAUUGAGAGCCUGUCCUUUACCUCUGAGGAGGUUAAGAUCCGAUAUGCAGGCAACUUGAUGGAAGGAGAGGCAGCGAUCCGAUGGUAUGAGGCAUACCACAACUCAAUUGAUCAAGCCUCCGCCAACCGCCUUGCUGGAAUACCGGUGACUUUGGAUCUGAGAUGGAAGCGCUGGGAUUCCUUUGUGGAUGCUUUUAGAGCAGCCUUCGGUGAAGCCAUCUCUAGAGAUGAUGCUGUAGCCCAAUGGAAUACUCUUACCCACACCGGAAAAGGAGGAAUAGACCUCUUCCUGAAUACCAUUAUUCAGCUGAUGUGGAAGACUGGCUAUGAGGGUCAGUUGGUGGAUGACAAGAUCAACAAUUCCCUCCUUGCGGACCUAGGCAUGAGUUGGGCUCUUUUUAAUCCCAAGCCAAAGUCCUUGAUGGAGCGGAUAGCUGCUCUAAGAGAGUUAGGGCACACCCAUGAGAGGUACCAAGGGAUGGCAGCUGAGAAAGCGCCCCCUCGGACCAAGAAGGAUCCUCCCGCUCAGAAGGACCAGCAGCCUAAGAGGAAAAGAGAAGCUGCGAGCUCCUCCGGACCUCAGAAGACUCCAGGACCUAAAGACAAAGCGGUGGAACUGAAGGGUAUCCCGGGGGAUAUUCUAGAAGAAAGAAGGAAAGCAGAAGUAUGCUUGAAG
Messenger RNA from Morchella sextelata, 1110 nucleotides. RefSeq lists its product as uncharacterized. NCBI's taxonomy places the organism in Eukaryota, Fungi, Ascomycota, Pezizomycetes, Pezizales, Morchellaceae. The record is from RefSeq and is a predicted model, not a curated record. The transcript has a single exon. The annotation marks the transcript as partial.